AUGUUGCUCGACGAAAGUCCCGCUACGUUGAUCCACCAUACCAUCGGCAACUUCAACCACCAACCGGAUAAACAAGCCGUCUCGCGUAUCAAUGACUCGCUGGCUACCCUGCAGCAAUCCCGCGACCUGCGACGGCGCGAGGUCGAGUCAUCCCUGAAGAAACUCUCGCGACAUCUGCAUUCCCUGAACACCCAGUACGACGAGGCUGUCGCCGCCCACGACGCCAACCACCACGCCGCCGAGAUUGUCGAGCUGGAUACCAAGAAGUUUCGCAUCGCCAAGGCGGCCACCGAGCUCGAGAUCGAAAGCGAGCGACUCGAGAGUGAGCUGGAGAUGUUGAAAGAGCGUCUGGCGGAUCUGGAGGCGCAGGGAUUAGAGGGGGAUGAAGCGACGCGACGGGAGAGGGAGGCUGAUGAUGCUACGAUUCUGAGGCUUAAAAUCUAUCGCUCCCUCGGAGUCGACAUCGAAGCUGAUGAGGCGGGCAAUUUCAACAAGGCCGUCAUUCGCAACAGUCGCAAAGGCGACGUGCACGUCGUCAAGAUCGAUCCCAAAUUCUCUCGUUUCUUCUAUUCCAAUUACCUCUGGUCGACUAUGCAGGGAUGA
Messenger RNA from Aspergillus tanneri, 603 nucleotides. RefSeq names its product kinetochore Spc24 family protein (gene SPC24). The coding region runs from base 1 to 603 and encodes 200 amino acids. The record is from RefSeq and is a predicted model, not a curated record. The transcript is spliced from 3 exons. Lineage: Eukaryota; Fungi; Ascomycota; Eurotiomycetes; Eurotiales; Aspergillaceae.